Molecule: messenger RNA, 2241 nt
Organism: Ambispora leptoticha
Lineage: Eukaryota; Fungi; Glomeromycota; Glomeromycetes; Archaeosporales; Ambisporaceae
Source: the annotation of a GenBank genome assembly
AUGGCUUCUUCGGAGGAAGAUCAAGAAACCGGGAAUUUUUUGUCCAAAAUCUACGACUUUUGGAAUUCAGUUCGACCUUUGGUACACUCUCCACUUCCAACACGUGCUGCCCGUUCCCUCCGGCCACCUCGGUCGCCUAUUGAAACUUCGCAACUUGAAACGCGUGUCACAGAUUUUAACGACAAUUAUGACAAAGCUUUAGAAGAUAUUAAACGUUAUGAAGACUUUACUACGAUAGAUUGGGUUCAAGAUGCUAUACUUGAACGAUCAAGAAUGAAUGCGCUACGAACUGCGGCAAUUGAGAAUCGAACUUCAUGGAUGAUAUGGCUUCAUCUUUCUUAUGAAGCUGGUCAAGCAUGGAUUGUUGUUUUCAUUGUUGGUGCUAUUAUCGGCAUGAACGCGGCAAUAACUGAUAUUAUUACUGAAUGGCUGUCUGAUAUAAAAUUGGGCUAUUGCAAGAAUUCUUGGUGGUUAAAUCAAAAAUUUUGUUGUUGGGAAAUUGAACGAGAAGAUGGUUCAUGUGAGGAAUGGGAAAAUUGGUCGAGAUUUUAUAUAAUAAAUUGGUUUUUUUAUAUAUUUUUUGCGACUACUUUUGCCGCUGUUUGUGCUCAUUUAAUACGUUCCUUUGCGCCUUAUGCCGCUGGAUCCGGUAUUUCAGAAAUAAAAUGUAUUUUGGCGGGAUUCGUAAUGAAAGGAUUUUUGGGAAGAUGGACAUUACUUUUAAAAAAUAUUGGAUUACCAUUAGCGAUUGCGUCAGGUUUGAGUGUGGGUAAAGAAGGUCCAUCUGUGCAUACUGCUGCAUGUGUUGGAAAUGUUGUAUCUAGAUUAUUUGGAAAAUAUAAAAGAAAUAAAGCUAAAAUGCGCGAAAUUUUGUCUGCUUCAUGCGCUGCUGGCGUCGCUGUCGCCUUUGGUUCUCCCAUUGGUGGUGUUUUAUUUUCUUUUGAAGAAAUGAGCUCUAAUUUCCCUAUGAAAACGAUGUGGCGUAGUUUCUUUUGUGCUUUAGUAGCGACAGCUGUAUUACAGGCAAUGAAUCCAUUUCGUACCGGAAAAUUGGUAAUGUUCCAAGUUACUUAUGAUCGCGAAUGGCAUUCCUUUGAAAUAUUGUUUUUUAUUAUAUUGGGUAUCUUCGGGGGAUUAUAUGGUGCAUUAGUCACCAAAUACAACUUAAAAGUUCAAACGAUUCGAAGAAAAUAUUUAAAAGAUUAUGCAGUUGCUGAAGCGGCUGUGUUGGCGUGCCUUACCGCUUUUAUAGGCUAUUUCAAUAUCUUUAUGAAAGUAGAUAUGACUGAAACUUUGGGAAUUUUAUUUAGAGAAUGUGAAGAAGGAACCGCUGAUUAUGAAGGAUUAUGUCGGAAAGCUGAAACGACAAGAAUGAUUUGGCUAUUACUAUUAGCAACCGUUUUCCGGACAGGCUUUGUUAUUUUAUCAUAUGGUGCAAAAAUUCCUGCGGGAAUAUUUAUUCCGUCGAUGGUAGUGGGAGCAACAUUUGGACGGUCCGUAGGAAUAAUUGCAAAAUCUAUACAUUUAGCGUAUCCGCAUUUCCCGUUAUUUGCCACUUGUAAACCAGAUUUACCGUGUGUUACGCCAGGGAUGUAUGCAUUUUUAGGGGCUGCAGCUGCCUUGGGUGGUAUUAUGCAUCUUACCGUAUGUGUUGUGGUAAUUAUGUUUGAAUUAACGGGCGCUUUGACAUAUAUUUUACCCACAAUGAUUACUCUUAUGGUUACAAAGACUAUUGGAGACAUAUUGGGAAAGGGCGGAAUAUAUCCUUUAGAUAUGCUACAAAAUAUUCCUUUGGAAUUCCUGGCAAUUGCUACUGUAAUGCACAAAGAUCUUGUAGUCAUGAUGUCGGGUCAACGUUUAGAAGAAAUUGAGCAAAUCUUGCUUGAGACAAAUUACCGAGGAUUCCCAAUAGUCAAAGACAAAACGAGCAUGAUUCUGAUGGGAUAUAUCGGACGCGCAGAAUUACGUUAUGCAAUUGACUUGUAUAAAAAGAUGAAUGGCCGAUCAAACAAUGCAUACUGCUUUUUUGAUGGAGAUAGUCAAAACUCCGAACAUCUUAAUUUAUCUAAAUAUCUAGAGAUACCGUUUAGUGUAAGCUCAAAUACACCUUUAGAAAUCGUAUUAGAUCUAUUUAAAAAACUUGGACCACGUGCGAUCGUAAUCGAAACCUUAGGAAAACUAGUAGGUAUAGUGACGCGUAAGGAUGUUCUCGUUUAUAUAAAACAAUUAGAGAAAUCAUAA